AUGGACUUGAAUACAGUUCUCCUUCAACAGCAGGAAGUUGAAACGCUACUUUCAAAUCUCCAGGAUACUCAUAAGAGAGUGCUAAACUCAGAAACAGGAACAAAUGAAGAUCUAGACAGGAUCCGGAGGGAUAUUCUCAUAUGUCUCAACGACUUGCGCAAGGUCAACUUGAUGAUAAUUGACUCACGGGACGGACUCAUUAAAAAAAGCGUGGCGAAAUUGGAAAAAUACGAGGAUAGAUUGAAGGCUUUGCAAGCAGAGGAAGCAAUCAUCGAAGAAAAGUUGAACGAAUGGACAACAGAAGAACGUGCAAGCACCUCCCAUUCGUCACAGAAAGAUAAAGAUAAAGAUGAACAGUGGGGAUCCAUAUCAAUAAAACUAGUCGGGAACCACUCGUCGAUACUAAACUCCUACAUCGAUACUGUGGGUAUUGAAAACACUACUUUGGCGGAUGACGGCAAUGAGGAAGAUGCGAACCACCACACACCCAUGGAAACCGCUGCAAAGUUCACUCGUGAGCAACUUUUGGACAAUGUGCAGAAACUUCGUCUUUGUGAAGAGCAAGUAAAUGUUGAAAUUGAACAAUUACGGUCCCUCUUGAGCCAGUACGAAAAGGACAAAAGCAUUAUCACUGACGAGUUACGUCGAAAUAACGACCAUAUACAGGGAGAGAUCAACUCACUUCUUCGAGAAAAAGACCGAAUAAAUGACCAACGCAGGAAAAUUCUACGCAAAUUGGGUUUAAUAAAGGACCAUGACCAAAUCCAAACCCACAAAUCCAAACUAUUAUUCUCGUUGAGUGCAUUGACUGCUCCGGAUAAUUCAGAUUUUGACAUAGCAUUGUCUCAAGCUUUCGAAUUUAUAGAUGCAAAGAAGCAAGUGUUGAAGAAAAUAUUACGCGAGAACAAAGCCCAAACCUCAAUAUUACAUCAUAGAUUCUCCACAUGGGAAGAGGUAUUGCAACUAGUACAAGGGCUAGAAGCAAAUCUACAAAAAGAAUUUGUAGAAAGAAAUGGUAACGUACCACGGGAAACGAUCGCAACUAUGAUAAAUAAUACAUUAAAACAAGUAAUAUCGAUAAUGGGCAACGAGAAAGAGGAUUCUACAUUUACAUCAAUUCAUUGUGAAAUUAACGCUCUUCAAAGAGCCUUAAAAGAGCUAAAUAUCGAAAGAAUAUCAACUCCAACCCCUAUCAGAUCUUCUUCCAAGGCACCAGAUAUUUUGCAGAUGGGUAAAUCGCCACCAAAGGUAGGAAUAUCAAGGGAAUUUGCUUCAAAUAUGUCUCAAUCCGUAGAUGACUUCUCCUUGAAAUCUAACAAGAAUGAUUGA
Kluyveromyces marxianus DMKU3-1042 is the source of this 1329-nucleotide messenger RNA. RefSeq names its product Atg23p (gene ATG23). The coding region runs from base 1 to 1329 and encodes 442 amino acids. The transcript has a single exon. Lineage: Eukaryota; Fungi; Ascomycota; Saccharomycetes; Saccharomycetales; Saccharomycetaceae. The record is from RefSeq and is a predicted model, not a curated record.